UUUUUUCCGGUUCUCCCCGGGCACCGGUAGCCAGGGUGGGGGGUUCGGCGAUUCGUCGGAACGGCGGAGCGAGUGGGGGGUAGGUGCGGUCCCGAGCGAUUCGCGUUCACAGUUUCGGCAACGGAUCAUCCAACCGUCGUUUUUUCGUGGACGAAAGCCCAGUAACAGUUCGGACUUACCACUGGCGGUACGCCGCGUGCACGGUAGGCAGAGAAACCGUCGAGAACUCGAAACGAUAUCGGUCAGGAAGUGUUCAAAGGUCGUCGUAUGCUGACCGUAAUUUCUGAGUUUACGACGUUUCGAACAUCGUUUUUUUUCACGUUUCCUUUACGAUGAUCGUAACACGUACGUGCACCGCGAUCGUUCUGCACCGUGUAAAGUUCUCGUGGUGAACCGAGUAACAGUUGGUCGAGGGUACCGCUAAUUUUUAUAUCGUACCGAUUCCAAUUGCUGAACAAAAAAUCCAAAUUCAUCAAUAAAACAAUAAAAAAAAAAAAACCAUGGGAGCAAAAAGCAAAGAAGAAGGCGUGGCGACGGACGCGGCGCCAGUCGAAGACGAAAGUAUCAAGUUAAAGCCCAAAAUGAGUCUAUUGAAUGGUAUCACCGUCAUCGUAGGCAGUAUAAUUGGAUCAGGAAUAUUCAUAUCACCGACGGGCGUGUUGGAGAACACUGGAUCCGUGAACGCUUCGUUAAUCGUUUGGGUUCUGUCCGGUGUAUUCUCUAUGGUGGGCGCGUACUGUUAUGCAGAACUGGGAUGUAUGAUAUCAAAAUCUGGAGCCGAUUACGCGUACAUCAUGGAGACGUUUGGCCCAUUUAUAGCUUUCAUGAGACUGUGGGUGGAGUGCAUGAUCGUCAGACCCUGUUCUCAAGCUAUAGUCGCACUCACUUUUAGCUUGUACGUAUUGAAACCAAUAUAUACCGACUGCAAUCCUCCCGAAGAAUCAACUCGUUUGUUGGCCGCUUGUUGUAUAGUUAUAUUGACAUUUAUCAACUGCUGGGAUGUUAAGUGGGCAACACGCGUGCAAGACAUAUUCACAUAUGCCAAAUUGUUAGCACUCAUGGUCAUUAUUACCACGGGAGUUUAUCAGAUAUUCACAGGUCAUACUGAACAUUUCACAUUUCUAAAUACAAAAACCGAAGUUACUUCAAUUGCUCUCUCAUUUUAUUCUGGUCUUUUCGCUUAUAACGGAUGGAAUUACUUAAACUUUGUGAUCGAAGAAUUAAAAGAUCCCAUACGAAACCUGCCAAGAGCGAUCGCAAUAUCAUGCAUACUCGUCACCGUUGUGUACGUCUUUACCAAUGUAGCGUUUUACUCGACGUUAUCGCCACAAGAAGUUCUCAAUUCGGAAGCUGUUGCCGUUACUUUUGCCGAUAGAUUGUACGGUCCUAUGGCAUGGACAAUCCCCGUAUUUGUUGCUUUAUCUACAUUUGGUGCUGUCAACGGUAUUCUACUAACAAGUUCAAGGUUGUUCUACGCCGGAGCCUGCGAGGGACAAAUGCCACAAAUCCUUACGAUGAUCCAAAUCAACCGACUGACGCCUACACCGGCAGUUAUAUGCAUAUGUUUACUGUCUUUAGUGUAUUUGCAAAUAUCAAAUAUUUACGCUCUCAUCAACUACGUCGGAUUUGCCACUUGGUUGAGCAUUGGAGUUUCGGUUUUGUGUAUACCGUGGUUACGUUGGACUCAGCCAGAUUUGAAAAGACCAAUCAAAGUCAACAUGUUCUUCCCUGUUCUCUACAUCGCUGCAACGCUUUUUGUCACGAUAAUUCCAAUAAUCGCUAGUCCGGUGGAAACAGGCUACGGUUGUUUGAUGAUAUUGACCAGCAUACCUGUGUACGGAGUGUUCAUUUAUUGGAAAAACAAACCGGUGAUAUUCAACAAAGUUAUUGGAUGUAUAACGCGUUACUUACAAAUACUUCUAAUGGUCACUACAUCGAAGAUACCAGCCAAAGUUUGAAAAAGUGUAAGAAGUAAAACAUAUAUCGCCAUAAUCAACUACUACUACCUACUUAUUUAUAAUCGACAGUAGCCGCAUGCAACAUUAUAUUCCAAUAACAUAUUAUAUGUACAUUUUAUUUAAUUAACUGUACAAUAUCAGUACUGAAUAUUAAAAUACUCGUAUUAUAU
Molecule: messenger RNA, 2128 nt
Organism: Sipha flava (yellow sugarcane aphid)
Lineage: Eukaryota; Metazoa; Arthropoda; Insecta; Hemiptera; Aphididae
Product: Y+L amino acid transporter 2
Exons: 13
Coding region: 501-1958 (485 amino acids)
Biological process (GO): amino acid transmembrane transport
Cellular component (GO): membrane
Molecular function (GO): L-amino acid transmembrane transporter activity
Source: RefSeq, a predicted model, not a curated record